Messenger RNA from Rhinocladiella mackenziei CBS 650.93, 4284 nucleotides. RefSeq lists its product as uncharacterized. NCBI's taxonomy places the organism in Eukaryota, Fungi, Ascomycota, Eurotiomycetes, Chaetothyriales, Herpotrichiellaceae. The coding region runs from base 1 to 4284 and encodes 1427 amino acids. The record is from RefSeq and is a predicted model, not a curated record. Gene Ontology annotation, biological process: positive regulation of transcription by RNA polymerase II. Gene Ontology annotation, molecular function: histone binding; ATP binding; ATP-dependent chromatin remodeler activity. The transcript has 3 exons. Gene Ontology annotation, cellular component: nucleus.
AUGGCCUCAGUUCAGUCUGCGCCCUCCAUGCAGGCCAAUAUCCCUCCUUUCACCCAAAACAUAUCCCAACAACAGGUCCAAGAAGUCUACCAGAAAUUCCAGCGCAUGAAAGCCCAAAAUGUUCCCGAAACCGAUCCCGAAUACCUGAAAGCGCAUCGAUUCCUCGCCGCUGUCCAACAACAACAGAACUACCGCAAGAUGGCCGCAUUGCAGGCACAAAAACAUCAGCAACAACUUCAAGCCCAACAACAACAAUCUCAACAACACGGACAGCAGGUGAACGGGAAUGCCAGCGGCCCUUCGACAAACGGAACAAGCAACAGUCAAUCGGAUUCUGCGGCCGCGGCGGUAAAUGGAACACCUUCUGGACCUAACCCGUCAUCAACAACGAACAGCGCGCAACCCUCGGGGUCACAACCCCAACGCGCCGUAGCGCAAGCGAAUGGGAGCUUCACCCCAGAACAGUUGAAUAUGUUGAGGACGCAAAUAUACGCGUUUAAGAUGCUAUCGAAGAAUCUCUCGUUACCAGCAAAACUACAGCAACAACUUUUCCCUACGCUUAAGCAGCAGGCAGCGACCGGAGUAGACGUCAGUGGAACUUCGGACAAAGUUGCAGAGGGAGGUGCAGAGCCAAAAGAGACUGGUGCGAGUGGGACUGUGCGACCAAAAUCAUUUUUCAAUUCUUACCAGUCCCCAUACGAUCUUCUCGCAAAAGCGAUAAGCUUCUCAGAUCAUUCCCAUCGCACAAGACGCCAAAAGAUCCCCAGUCUCUUACCUAUGGGCAUUGAUAUUGACCAAGUUCGCGAAGAACAAGAACGACUUCUCUACAAUCGAGUCCAGGCUCGCAAAGCUGAGUUAGCGGCACUUCCUGUGAACAUUGCUUCUUGGGACCCGAGUAAAUCAACGGACCCAUCGGCCGACGACACCCUGAAGAUCAAAGCCUUGAUUGAAUACAAGAAGUUGUCUUUGUUGCAGAAACAGCGAGAGUUCCGACGAGAAAUUCAACAGGACUUGUACUAUUAUGAUAACUUGGCCAUGACGGCGAACCGAUCAAUGCAUCGUCGAAUGAAGAAGCAAUCUCUGCGUGAGGCUCGUAUCACAGAGAAAUUGGAGAAGCAACAGCGCGACGCAAGAGAAAACAAGGAAAAGACCCAACAAUCCAAUCACUUGCAGGCCAUUGUUGCUCAUGGUCAGGACAUUCGUAACAAUGCCAUUGGUCAACGCAAUCGUGUUCAGAAGCUGGGACGAAUGAUGGUCACGCAUCACCAGCAUAUGGAACGUGAAGAACAGAAGCGGAUUGAGCGAACAGCGAAGCAGCGAUUGCAAGCAUUGAAGGCCAACGAUGAAGAGACAUACCUCAAGUUACUUGGCCAGGCCAAAGAUUCUCGUAUCACCCAUCUCCUCAAACAAACUGAUGGUUUCUUGAAACAACUUGCCGCUUCCGUGAGACAACAACAACGAAGUGCGGCGGAGAAAUGGGGGGAAGACAAAUAUAUCGAUGAGGAAGAAGAUGAGGAAGAUGAGGAAGAAGAUGAAGAGGGUCAUGGCAAGGUUGAUUAUUAUGCUGUCGCUCAUCGGAUCAAAGAAGAAGUCAACAUACAACCCUCGAUCCUGGUUGGAGGCACCUUGAAGGAAUAUCAACUCAAGGGUUUGCAGUGGAUGAUAUCCCUCUUCAACAACAACCUCAACGGUAUUCUUGCCGACGAAAUGGGCUUGGGCAAAACUAUCCAGACCAUCAGCUUGAUCACCUACCUCAUCGAGAAAAAGCGCCAAACCGGUCCUUUCUUGGUCAUCGUGCCUCUCAGUACCCUCACCAACUGGAAUCUUGAAUUUGAGAAGUGGGCACCUUCAGUCAGUCGCAUCGUGUACAAAGGACCCCCGAACAGCAGGAAACAGCAACAGAUGCGAAUUCGACAAGGCAACUUCCAAGUUUUGCUGACGACCUACGAAUAUAUCAUCAAAGACCGACCGAUCUUGAGCAAAAUUAAGUGGGUUCACAUGAUCGUCGACGAAGGCCAUCGUAUGAAGAACUCUCAGUCCAAAUUGAGUAGCACCAUUACCCAAUACUACACUACGCGUUAUCGACUUAUUUUGACCGGGACCCCGUUACAGAACAACCUUCCUGAAUUAUGGGCGCUUCUCAAUUUCGUUCUACCCACAAUCUUCAAGUCGGUGAAGUCGUUCGAUGAAUGGUUCAACACUCCUUUCGCCAAUACGGGUGGACAAGACAAGAUGGAGUUGACCGAAGAAGAGCAAUUGUUGGUCAUUCGUCGUCUUCACAAGGUGCUGCGGCCUUUCCUGCUUCGUCGUUUGAAGAAGGAUGUCGAGAAAGACCUUCCCGACAAGCAGGAGCGCGUGAUCAAAUGUCGUUUCUCUGCCCUUCAGACUAAGCUAUAUAUGCAACUGAUGACGCAUAACAAGCUGGUAGUGGCCGACGGCAAGGGCGGCAAAACUAGCAUGCGUGGCCUCAGCAACAUGUUGAUGCAGCUGAGAAAACUGUGCAACCAUCCCUAUGUGUUUGAGCCGGUGGAAGAUCAGAUGAACCCCGGCAGAGGGACCAAUGAUUCCAUCUGGCGAACGGCCGGCAAGUUUGAGUUGCUUGACAGAAUUCUACCCAAGUUUCGUGCCACUGGUCAUCGUGUGUUGAUGUUCUUCCAAAUGACUCAAAUCAUGAACAUCAUGGAAGACUUCUUGCGAUUGCGAGGGCUCCAGUAUCUUCGCCUUGAUGGCGCCACCAAAGCGGAGGAUCGGUCCGAACUGCUCCGUAUUUUCAAUGAGCCUGGAUCACCCUACUUCUGUUUCUUGCUGUCCACCCGUGCGGGUGGCCUUGGUUUGAACUUACAGACUGCAGACACCGUCAUCAUCUAUGAUUCGGACUGGAAUCCUCACCAAGAUUUGCAGGCACAGGAUCGUGCCCACAGAAUUGGCCAGAAGAAUGAGGUUCGAAUUUUGCGACUCAUCAGCUCUAACUCGGUCGAAGAGAAAAUCUUGGAGGCGGCUCAAUUCAAGCUUGACAUUGAUGGCAAGGUUAUCCAGGCCGGCAAGUUCGACAACAAAUCCACCAAUGAGGAACGUGACGCAUUCCUGAAAACUCUCCUGGAGUCGGCGGAAGCGGCUGAACAGGUGGGAGACCAAGAAGAAAUGGAUGAUGACGAUCUCAACGACAUCAUGGCUCGAACCGAAGAAGAAUUGGCCAUCUUCAAACAGAUGGACAAGGAGCGUAACGAAACUGAUGACUACGGGCCUGGUCGACCACUUCCACGAUUGAUGGGCGAAAGUGAGCUUCCUGAGAUAUACAUGGCCGAAGAUAACCCUGUGCAAGAAGUGGAGGAGGAGUACACAGGACGAGGCGCUCGUGUCAAGACUCAGGUGAAGUACGAUGACGGUCUCACGGAAGAGCAGUGGCUUGCGGCCGUGGACGAUUCAGAUGACUCGAUUGGCGAAGCUGCAAAGAGGAAGGCGGCACGCAUCGAGAAGCGACGGUCGAACAAGGCCAAACGUGAACGAGAGGCGGCGGGGAUUGUUUCGUCUCCUGAGCCUGAACGUGAUAGUUCCGAAGAGGAGCCUCAGCCCAAGAAGAAAGGUCCUCGAAAGUCCGCGGGUCAGAAACGCAAAGGCGAGGAUCUUGAAGAAGAGACGCCGGCAUCAAAGCGAAAGCGGGGCAAACAAAGCCACAAGGCUACAGACCCGCUAAGCAGUGCAGAUCGUACGGCGUUGCAGAAGGCCCUCAAGACCGUUUUUGAGUCGAUCAAGGCGUUGGAAGUACCAGACUCGGAUCCGGAAGAACAAUCGGAGGAUGACAGCGACGACGAGCCACCCACUCGAUUGAUCAUUGGACCGUUCUUGGAACUUCCUCCCAAGAAGAUGUAUCCCGACUACUACAAUUUCAUCCAGGAUCCUAUCGCCAUGGACAUGAUUGAGAAACGCAUCAAUAGUCACCAAUAUUCGAGUCUCAAAGAUCUGAGCAAUGAUAUUGCCCUACUGGCCAAAAAUGCUAAGACUUACAACGAAGACGGCAGCAUGUUGUACAAUGAUGCGAUUGCCAUCGAGAAUUACUGCAACGAAGCUAUUGCAAAACAAAUUGGCGAAAACCCGAACCUUGGGCAUAUAGGGGAGAAAAUUCCUCUCGAUGGGGAGUCGACCGCGGCGGCAUCCAGUGCUGGGACACCUCGGGGGUCGGUGGCACCUGCGGGGGGAACUAAACUGAGGUUAACAUUGGGAGCAGGUAGCAAUGGGUUUGCUACGAAUGGAACGACGAGCGGAGCCGCGAGUGGAACGGAAUGA